This is a messenger RNA of Chenopodium quinoa (quinoa), 2377 nucleotides long. RefSeq lists its product as uncharacterized. Gene Ontology annotation, molecular function: zinc ion binding. Bases 762 to 2195 code for a protein of 477 amino acids. Lineage: Eukaryota; Viridiplantae; Streptophyta; Magnoliopsida; Caryophyllales; Amaranthaceae. The transcript has 2 exons. The record is from RefSeq and is a predicted model, not a curated record.
UGUUUUUUAACACCCCCCAAAAAAAAACUUUUAUUUUAACACCUCCCAAAAAUAUAAAAGUUGGAAGUUAACACCAGUUAACGAUUUCCGUCACGGAAAUUUAACGUGGGUCCCACAAAUUGGCUUGAACUUCAAUUUUCACCCAGCAAAACACGAAACUUCUUUCUUCAUUGAAUUCGCAGCAACCUUCUGCAUUGAAUUCUUUCUGAACCUUCAUUGAUUUCGCUUUUGAACCAAAGGAGAUCUUGGCUGAGAAGUGGAGUGUAGGGUGGUGUCAACGUUGGAGAAGAUAAGCUCAGGAGGGUUUCUUCAUCAUCUUCUUCAACUACAAAAGUGCGAAAGCCGCUUGAAAUUCACAGAAAAUAAGGUAAAAUUGCUCUCCUUUGAUAGCAAUUUCGUCAAUUACUGGUGCUUCAUUGCUGUAAACCUUGCAAUAAUUGGGUAAUUAGGGUAAAUUUUGGGACCACAGUAGGAAAGCCUUGAUAAAUCAAUUUCUGUAACUGACUAUGCGACUUAGGUUAAUUGGAUUUCGUAAUUGAAAGUAGAGAUUAAUUAAGGUGGUUUAUUGUUAAUUAAACUAGCAAGUGUGGUUUGUUGAUUAAUUUAUGUUACUGAGCACCUACAUUGGCUUGUAUAUGUUUAUUUUCAAUUUUUUUAUGUGUUUGUUUGUGUGGCUGUGAUGGAUUUGUUUAUUCGUAUUGUGCAUGUAUAGUUACAUGGCUUUUAAUAUGUUUUAUAUGUUUUUCACUGGUGGGUAGAUAAUGGGUGACAAGGAUAGUUUGGUUGACAUCUGCCUUAGAGUGGGAGGUGCUUUUGUCCCUAAAAGAGUAACCAAAAACAGGCAGCUGCUGUGUUGGUGUGGUGGUUGGUGUUACUGGAAGAGGAAGGUUCAAGUAUCUAAGUUGGAUGUGCAUUUGAUUAGAACAGCUGCAAUUCAUGGUUUUGUUAAUGGUGAUAUGGAUGUGCCUAUGCAUUACAGCUGUUGGUAUAGGCAGAAGGGGAAAACCUUUAACACUGGGAAAAGGGAACUAGUUAACAGUGAAGAGGUUAAGGGCCUUUUGGAGACAGUAAAUGAAGAGGGGUAUGUUGAGGUUUUUGUAACAACAGAAGCUCCUAGUCAGCCCAUACAAGAGGCCCAACCCAAUCCUGCAAAGACAAAAAAAAAGGAUAAGAAGGUAGAAAGUUCAAAUACAUCGACUAUUAGGAGGAGCCCUAGGUUUAAGAAGACAGAAACUGAACAAAGGGAGGAGAGUCCACCUAGGAAAGCCUCAGCUAAUGCUAAAGUGUUGAGGUUUGAUGAAGAAAAGGAUGAUGGAUGUGAAGGAUCUGGUUAUUCAAGUUCAGACUUUGUGGCUAGGUCCUGUGUGGUGCAGCCAUCCAGAGGGAAUACAUUUGAGGUGCAGCUGAAGGAUGACCAGGUGUUGGUUGAUUUGGACAAGGAGACCUGCACAUGUUACCAUUGGGAACUCACUGGCAUUCCAUGUGUUCAUGCUUAUGCCUGCAUAUUGGAUAUGAGGGGUGACAUAGAGGCUGUUGUUGACCCAUACUAUACCAUGGACACAUACAGGUCUGCUUAUGAACCAGCUGUCCAACCAAUGCCUGGCCCAAAGCACUGGGAGAGAGUCAGAAUGAGGGAACCACUACCCCCUUCUGUUAAGGUGCAACCUGGGAGACCAAAGAGCAAAAAAAGGAAGCUUGAGCCAGGAGAAUGUUCUUCUUCAGGUGGUCAGGCAAGUACCAAGAGGAAGAAGCAAUGCAGCAACUGUGGGGGAUAUAGGCAUUAUGCCAAGACUUGCAAAGUACCUGCUGCACCAGCUACAGAGCUGAUAAAGUCAGCAGGCAGACCCCCACUGAACACUCCUUGGAUGGUGGAGGAGAGGAAGAAGAAAGAGAUUAGGGCUGCUAAAAAGAGUGCAAUUGGGGCUGGACCAAACAGCAUAGGAAACAAAAAGUUUCCUCAAGAGCAAGAAGGUUGUCUGCCAUUCAGCAAGCGCCCACAGCCACAGUCUUCCUCAGCUAAGCAUUCCUCAGCUCAGCCAUCCUCUAGUCAGCCAUCCUCAGCUCAGCCUUCCUCAAGUCAGCCUGCCUCAAGCCAACCAAAAAGAAAGACAAGGUCUUCCUCAAGUCAGCCUACAACAGCCACAGGUGUUGUAACAAGGGCCAGGCUGCAAUCCCUCAACAACCUUACUCAGUGAUGUACUCAUGCUGGAUAUCAAACAUUAUGUCUGUUGAACAAUUUCAAACUUUUAUUAUGUACUCAUGACUGGUUAUGUAACUUGCUAGUUUUUUAGUGGCUUCCCUUAACAAAUUUGAACAAUUAGAUAUUGAAUUGUAAUGGUUGCAUGGCUUUGAUUGCCAUUGAAACAUGUUGAAGUAA